Messenger RNA from Lycium ferocissimum, 2257 nucleotides. RefSeq names its product probable alkaline/neutral invertase B. Lineage: Eukaryota; Viridiplantae; Streptophyta; Magnoliopsida; Solanales; Solanaceae. The coding region runs from base 228 to 1889 and encodes 553 amino acids. Gene Ontology annotation, molecular function: endo-alpha-N-acetylgalactosaminidase activity; sucrose alpha-glucosidase activity. The record is from RefSeq and is a predicted model, not a curated record. The transcript has 5 exons. Gene Ontology annotation, biological process: sucrose catabolic process.
GAACUUGGCAGUAUCUCAUUUGUCAUCAUUGUCCCAUAUACAAUAAUUUCACCGUCACAGAGUCACACAGUCACACGCAACUCACACUCUUAGUGAUCUAUGUAUAUUUCUUUCUUUCACCUAUGUCAUUGCUCUUUCUCACUUUCACCGGACUUUGGACGUCCUAUUCCUGAAUUAAUGCAGAUUGUUGAGCCUCUGAAUCCCUACAAACUCUACUCAUUAUAAGUAUGUCUACACCCUCUAUGGAUGUAUACCAGAAUGGUAACGGCUCUUGUUGUAGUAUGGCGGAAUUGGAAGAUAUUGAUUUCUUGAGGCCAAGAAAUUUGAACAUGGAGAGGAAGGGCUCACUUGGUGAGAGGUCCUUUAGUGAAGCUCAAAUUGGGUUCUCUCCUUAUCCCCCUUCUAGAGCUGAAUUUGAUGUAGUCCAUUCACCAGCAAAAUGGUCUGGAUUUACCACUCCAAGGUCACCUUUUGCGUCUGAUCCACAUCCGAUGAUUGCUGAGGCUUGGGAAGCGCUGAGACGUUCCUUGGUGCACUUUCGCGGCCGUCCUGUUGGAACAAUUGCUGCAUUAGAUAGUUCAGACGAAAAGCUUAAUUACGAUCAGGUGUUUGUCAGAGAUUUCGUUCCAAGUGCAUUGGCAUUUUUAAUGAACGGGGAACCUGAAAUAGUAAAAAAUUUCAUCUUGAAAACUCUUCGUCUUCAGUCGUGGGAGAAAAAGAUAGAUCGCUUCCAAUUAGGAGAGGGUGUAAUGCCAGCUAGUUUCAAAGUGCUCCAUGAUCCAGUCAGGAAUACAGAGACAUUAAUGGCAGAUUUUGGUGAGAGUGCGAUAGGAAGAGUGGCUCCUAUUGAUUCUGGAUUUUGGUGGAUUAUAUUACUUCGAGCAUAUACAAAAUCUACAGGGGAUACUUCCUUGUCUGAGAUGCCUGAAUGCCAGAAGGGCAUGCGCCUGAUACUUAGUUUAUGCCUUUCAGAGGGCUUUGACACAUUACCAACUCUUCUUUGUGCUGAUGGAUGCUGUAUGAUUGAUCGUAGAAUGGGUGUUUAUGGAUACCCAAUAGAGAUACAAGCACUAUUCUUUAUGGCCUUAAGAUGUGCACUUCUCUUACUCAAGCAUGACGCCGAAGGGAAGGAGUUCAUAGAACGAAUUGUAAAGAGACUGCACGCGCUGAGCUAUCACAUGAGAACCUACUUUUGGCUCGAUCUGAAACAGGUUAAUGACAUAUACAGAUACAAAACUGAAGAAUAUUCCCACACAGCAGUCAACAAGUUUAAUGUCAUCCCGGAUUCUCUUCCAGAAUGGGUUUUUGAUUUUAUGCCACUUCAUGGAGGUUAUUUCAUUGGAAAUGUUGGCCCUUCAAAUAUGGAUUUCCGAUGGUUCUGCUUGGGAAAUUGUAUUGCAAUUUUAUCUUGCUUAGCGACCCCUGAACAGGAAACUAAGAUCAUGGAUCUCAUCGAGUCACGUUGGGAUGAACUGGUUGGAGAAAUGCCUUUGAAAGUUUGUUAUCCAGCUAUAGAGGGUCAUGAUUGGCGGCUUGUAACAGGAUGUGAUCCAAAAAAUACUAGAUGGAGCUACCAUAACGGAGGUUCAUGGCCAGUACUUUUAUGGCUCCUCACAGCGGCUUGUAUCAAGACUGGACGCCCCCAGAUUGCAAGGCGUGCCAUUGAACUUGCUGAAAUAAGGUUGUCCAAGGAUGGGUGGCCUGAAUAUUACGAUGGAAAACUUGGCCGAUUCAUUGGGAAGCAAGCUCGGAAAUACCAAACAUGGUCAAUUGCUGGCUACUUGGUGGCAAAGAUGAUGCUUGAAGAUCCAUCCCAUGUGGGAAUGGUUGCACUUGAGGAAGACAAGCAGCUGAUGAAGCCUGUCUUGAAAAGAUCAAAUUCGUUUUGAUUGUUAUAUCGAAUUUCCUUCUUAGAUUUUAUUUAUCUCAUCACAUCCAAAAUGUGGAGGGAUAUGAAUGAAGCGCCUGCAUCAAGCAGAAAGAACAAAAGGAAAAGAAGAAAGCAGGAAAGGUCUUGUAGGGAAGUUACAAGUAAGAAUCUCGUAAAACGCCACCAGUUUGUCUUACUCUCUGAUUCUUUCCUGCACACCCUGUACUUCUUCCGUUCUUCCGGAACUUAAUUUAGCAUUAGGUUCAACAAUCUACUUCUGAUAUGAUUGCAGACGCUAAUUGAGAUGUAGCUCUUAACAUGGUUUACUUUGUCAGCACUAACUUAGACGUACUUACAUUUGCACAAGCUUAUUAUUUUCUUAACCAU